UUUUGGUCUACCUGUGUCUUCUCUCUGACUCUUGCGCCGGGGAAAAAACCCUGCACGUUAGAAGGACAAAUAAUUAAAGAAAAUACCUUAAAAGUAUGAUGGAGACAUGAUAACCAUAACUGAAACGGCGCUAAAAAAAGUUGCCUUUUCUGUUGCAGUAAAACAGUAAAAGUUUUGUCUCUCUUCCCCCACCUCUCCCUCCCUUGUGGAAAAUUUUGGUUCAUUGUCGUUUUCGCGCGCACUUUUGAAUUCAAGCGAUCAACAUGGCGUCUUCGGACGAGGACGAAGGAAUGCAUGGGGAAUUACUACCCAAAGUAGCCUUCAUCCACUCUGAGGACUCCGUCAACCUUUGCGAUAAGCUCCCUAAAGUCACAGGAAGGGCGAGUCUAACCAGCUCCUUGAUAGAGGCUUAUGGACUUUUGAAAGACAGAAAUAUCAGGGUAAUAGCUCCUAGGAAGGCAACUGCGUCAGAAUUGGCAGCUUUUCACUCAUCGGAGUAUGUGAACUGUAUGAGGCGUGCAGCAGAGGCCGUCAGUGAUGGGAGUGAGGAAUGUGAAGACCUUGUAGAAUUUGGUCUAGGUUACGACUGUCCACCUUUUGAGGACAUGUAUGACUGUGUGUCCAUGAUUGCUGGUGCGACACUGCUUGCUGCUGAUAUGUUGAAGACUGGCCAGGCAAAGGUAGCUGUUAACUGGCAAGGCGGUUGGCACCAUGCUCAAAGGGACGAAGCAGCAGGAUUCUGUUACAUCAAUGACAUCGUGCUGGGCAUCCUCAAGUUGAGAGAGAAGUAUGACCGGGUGCUGUACGUUGACCUUGAUGUUCACCAUGGCGACGGUGUGGAGGACGCAUUCUCCUUUACUCCCAAAGUCAUGACUGUCUCUUUCCACAAAUAUUCCUCUGGAUUUUUCCCAGGUACUGGCUCCUGUUGUCAAGUGGGACACGGCAAAGGCAGAUACUACACACUGAAUGUCCCAUUAAAGGACGGUAUCACAGACAGGCCUUUUGUGGAAGUCUUCACAAGGGUUAUGUCCAGAGUAAAGGCCAAGUUCAAGCCAGAUGCCAUUGUCUGUCAGUGUGGUGUGGACUCCCUAGCUGGUGACCCAAUGAAGGCUUUCAACCUCACCCAGUUUGCCGUUGGUCGCUGCGUCAAGUACCUCCAAGGAUGGAACUUACCCAUGCUUGUCCUGGGUGGUGGGGGUUAUAAUAUGGUCAACACGUCUCGAUGCUGGACAUAUGUGACAGGUGUCAUUUUGAACAGGCCCCUCCCACGCGACAUCCCAGAACAUGAGCAUUUCCUGUCAUAUGGACCAAGCUACCAGCUUGAUAUUGCACCAAGUUUGCAAGCUGACCUGAACAGCCCUGAGGACAUAAAGAAUACAAUCAGGAAGGCUUAUGGCUAUCUACAAAACAUAACAUGAUCCCUACCUGGAGUUUAGAAUUGAUAUUGAAUUUAUUUUAUAGAUUGUACAUAAAGUUUGCAUAUUUUCUGCAUUGUUUCUUUCAUCAAGUUAAUAUUUUUGUAUUUUUUAAGCAGUUUGUUUAUAUCAUACAUUUGUACAAAUUAAAUUCAAAGGUAUUAUUAUUUAAAGAAAUGACAACAAAAGAAAAGUUGUGUAUUUGUAAUAAAAAAGGCAAAAAUGA
Molecule: messenger RNA, 1641 nt
Organism: Nematostella vectensis (starlet sea anemone)
Lineage: Eukaryota; Metazoa; Cnidaria; Anthozoa; Actiniaria; Edwardsiidae
Product: histone deacetylase 8
Exons: 9
Coding region: 264-1418 (384 amino acids)
Molecular function (GO): histone deacetylase activity
Source: RefSeq, a predicted model, not a curated record